AUGUCUGACUGACUGACUGGUGUCCAAAAGUUCUCAGCGCCUCCUGGUGGUGCCGUUCGGCUCAGCUGGGGGAAGCGGGCGUGCGUCCUGGAGGUGGGGCCGUACAGGCCCAGGUUUCGGGCCGCCGCCGACUUCUUGGGCAGCUUGACGCACGGGAAGGGCGAGAAGACUUGCGGCUUUGUCACGGACGGCGGUGCGAUCGAGACGAGGAGCCGAUGGAGGAGAGGGACGGCGUGGACGUGUCUGGUACAAGCCUUGAACGGAUGCGGAGUCGCGCAAUAAGGUGACGUCAUCCAGACCGAAACGGGAAGCGGAGGAGGCAAAGCCGCAGUCACAACCACACUGAGCGGACGAGCCGUCGACCACGUCGGGAGCAAUCGAAACCCUUUCGGAGUUUUCAUCAUCAUGUCGCAGCGCCAGAGCCUCUCCCGCCCACGUGAAGGACGCUGGUCGCGGGUCAGCCACGGGAGGAGCGCCGCCGGACGAGGAUACUAGAAGCAGCGAGCCUCCACUGUGGACCCGGCCGGCCGCUCCAUCGUCAUCAUCAGCAUCCCCACCGUCCCCAUCAAAAUGGACGCCCGUGACAACACGAGGAGGACGCUCAGGCCUUCGUUAUGAGCAUUUGGGAGGCUUUUUAUUGCGUUUGCUUUUGAGCUUUUAUACCUUUUUGCCCUCGUGCAGUGACAUUCUGACUGGGGGUGUGUGUGUGGAUGCAGCGUGGCCCAGUGUGUGUGGAUGCCGAUGCGGAGGCGGUGGAGGAGGACUCGGAGGAGUGUAUGGGCGUUCUGAGAUCCACCACACGCUCAGCUUGGAGCCAUGGCCAAUGAACCUGUCAUUCUCAACGUGUAUGACAUGUACUGGAUAAACGAGUACACUUCCAAUCUCGGAAUUGGAGUCUUCCACUCAGGAAUCGAGAUUUAUGGCCGAGAAUUUGCGUACGGAGGCCACCCGUAUCCUUUCAGCGGCAUCUUUGAAAUCAACCCGGGCAAUGCCGCCGAGCUGGGAGAGACUUUCAAAUUCAAGGAGGCCAUCGUCCUGGGCACCACCGACUUUGGAGCGGAGGACAUGGACAAGAUCAUGGAGGAGCUUGGCAGGGAGUUCAAAGGCGACGCCUACCACCUCAUGCACAAGAACUGCAACCACUUCUCCUCCUCGCUCUCAGAGCUGCUGUGCGGCCGUGAGAUUCCACGCUGGGUCAACCGUCUGGCCUAUUUCAGCUCGUGCAUCCCCUUCCUGCAGAGCUGCCUGCCCAAAGAGUGGCUGACGCCGGCCGCUCUGCAGAGCCACAUCAGCCUGGGCCUCCACAAAGACGAGCGCCGGCGCCGGUCCAGCGACGACGACCGCCCGUCACCGCCCUCGUCGUCCGGGGCCGCCGGAUCCUCCUCUUCCUCCUCCUCGCAUAGCUGCCGCCACACCAGGGUGUGAUGGACUGCCGCCGACCGGCCCGUGGACCAGGACAGGUUGGGGAGUUGAGCCUUUUUGGACAGUUGAGGACUGCCGAACGUGGCGUGACCAUCCCAGGACGUUUGGUUGUUGACUCCCCAAAAUCGGCUUGGAAAGGUCAGCAGCGUCUGAAGCCUUAGCAGCAUGAGAUAUGGUAGACGUGCCACACAUAAGUAAACCUUAAAAAACUUUCAAGAAGCCAUGCCCUUAAAGCCAGUUUCAAAAUUGUUCUCAUUUGGAACUCAACUCUCAUUAGUCGUUAGCUUAGCCAUUUGUGUUUAAAAGUCUUGAGCUGCUAUAUAAAUGAUGCUAUCCUCGUUUUAAUACGUACACUCGUUUUCACUUUGAUCGAGCUAAGCGUGCGCCUUUGCUUGGCCUUUUACCAUGCGUCGUCUUAUGCUAGGCUAACUAGCCACUGCUGGUAGUAACCACAGUCGUGUUUGUCUAGGCUGUAAGACAAUAUUGUGUUUGUAAUCAUGUUUACAGAUUGCAUAGCAUUUAAAGGCAAAGAAGGGAACAAAGACUUUCAUUUUGGGACAAGGCACACUGAUUUCUUUUCCAUCUCCCCUGCUGAUAGUGGUGGUGCAUUCAAGGACAGCUAUUCUCUCAGGAAGGAACUCACUCAUGUAUUGAAUGUUGGUUUGGACAUUUCACCAAGUGUAUUUAUUGUGUGGCAGCUGACACACGUACACAGACACACACACUUUGGUUCAUACAGUAAAAUACAGUACGUGACUUUGUUAAAAGAUUGUACAAUACAGGAUUUUUUUUCUAGUGUCAUCUGGGACUUUUCAAAAUACUCUUUUUUUUUUUUUUUCAAAGCAAAACUUGACUUAGUACUAGAAUAAAGGGACUACAAAACGUGUGAA
Messenger RNA from Syngnathus acus (greater pipefish), 2312 nucleotides. RefSeq names its product deubiquitinase DESI2. Lineage: Eukaryota; Metazoa; Chordata; Actinopteri; Syngnathiformes; Syngnathidae. The record is from RefSeq and is a predicted model, not a curated record. The transcript has 5 exons. Bases 817 to 1425 code for a protein of 202 amino acids. Gene Ontology annotation, biological process: protein deubiquitination. Gene Ontology annotation, molecular function: deubiquitinase activity.